AUGCGAUCCGAUCUGGUCUCAUCAAGAACUGUCCUUUCACCAAAGAAGCGAUCAAUCAUGCCGAAGCAAUUGAAAGGCAAGUCAACAAGACCAACUCCAAAGAAGACGUACGACAACUUCUUCAGUCCACCAGAGGAAUUAUAUCAGCACAAUCGAUCUAUUACCAUCUGUAUUGAUCACAUGGAGAUUGGAGAUGCUAAGUUUCUCACCUGCAUCGAUACCACUGUGAGUUAUUGCUCAUGUAUUCCUGUGCAGAACCUGAAGACUGGCACCAUAUUUGAAGCAUUGGAUAAGAUAUUCUGCCGCUACAACAAGGCAGGCUUUCAAGUCAAGAUCAUCAAGUGUGAUUGGGCGUUCAUUCCUCUCACGGAUGAUAUGCUAGACGAUAUGGGUGUUACUAUUGAACCGACUGCAGCUGGAGACCACGAGCCUACCGCUGAGCGAAACAAUAGGACGCUGAAAGAAAGGGUCAGAGUAGCUCUUGCACGAUUACCCUACAAAGUGGUCCCAAAGGUGAUCACUGAAUGUCUUGGACGUCAAGCCGCCGAGCUAUUGAAUGUCUUUCCCCAGAAAGACAGUAUCUCAUCACAUUUUAGUCUGCAGCAACUCAUUGAUAAUGUGAAUAUCAACUACAAGAGUGACAUGGUUGCUGAACUUGGACAAUAUGUUCAUGCAAUUGGGACGGAUUCCAACAAUUCGAUGGAACCCCAAAGUAUUGAAGCGAUUUACAUUGAACCUACGAAGGGACAACCUAAGAAGAGAGAUUUGGAGACAUUUCAAGAUGGCGAUCAAAUCACAGGAGUGGAUGAUACGGAACAAGGUUACUUAGAAGAAGCCUUUGAUCAGGACUAUGAACCUGAAGAUGAAGAUGAACGUGAUUUCAACCUAUGUGGACAAUUUGAUGAUAUUGAUGACUUGGAAAGAGAAGAGCUCUUGGCAGAUGCAGACAAUGAUGUCAAUGUUAUGCCAGAACUCACUGUCAGAUUCCAAGGAGAUGAUGACUAUGAAUCAGAUGAGGACAACAAUUUGGGUGAUAAAGAGGAAGAACCUAUUGUGGCCGAUUUGGAUCACCAUCAAGAAAAUGUCGAUAGAGGAACCAAUGAUAUUGGAAGCCUCGUUACUGAUCUGGAGGACCUACAAGAGCCGCCAGAAGCAGAAGAGAUUGUAUUUGAGCCUGAAACGCCUCAAGUAGCAAAAGUCACUCAAUCUGGGCAAAUGUAUGCGCAAGCUGCAAUGUCUGGGCUGAACCUUUCUCAAGUUCCAAAGAAACCAAGAGAAUGA
Molecule: messenger RNA, 1281 nt
Organism: Cylindrotheca closterium
Lineage: Eukaryota; Bacillariophyta; Bacillariophyceae; Bacillariales; Bacillariaceae
Source: the annotation of a GenBank genome assembly